Molecule: messenger RNA, 751 nt
Organism: Ilex paraguariensis (yerba mate)
Lineage: Eukaryota; Viridiplantae; Streptophyta; Magnoliopsida; Aquifoliales; Aquifoliaceae
Source: the annotation of a GenBank genome assembly
AGAAUCAACAAAUUGGAUCAUCAAAGCCCAAUAUGAAGUGCAAAAAGCACCCAAAUCAUCAGCAAUCACCAGGUGUUUGCUCAAUGUGUCUGAGAGAAAAGCUCUCUCGUUUACCUGGAACUUCAACCACAACAACAUAUGCUGUUGCUGCUGCUUCUUCUUCAUCUCUAUCUUCUCUAUCUUCUUCAAAUUCUUAUUCUUAUACGUCUCCGGUGCAUCGGAAUGGCCGGGUUGAUUUGGAGGCAAAAGGGUCUGUGAAUUUCUUGAAGAGUGGUAAGAAUUUGCUUGCUAAAAGCAGGUCAAUGGCUUUUGUUCCUCGAAGACGAGAGGUAGAGACUAUUAUGGAUCAUGGGAAGAAGAAAAAAGGCUUUUGGUCGAAGUUGAUUCGUCCGGGAAAAAAGAGAAUGGAUAAAGGUUUGAGGAACUCGAGAACUAUGAUAGAAAGGGUUAGUACAAGGGUCCAUUGACGGAGGAAAAUCAAUUUGGUCUAUAAAGGGAUUCUGAAGAAGGCUUUCAUUGAUUACCUCAUAGUAAACUUGUUGAUAAUAUUAGUGUUACUGUAUCAAAGCCUCUCUCUCUCUCUCGAUUGUGGUACAAAACUGGUCAGAAUGAUAUGAUCAACUACCAUUCUUAUCUGUAUUUUUUGUUUGGUUUAUUAGAUGAAAUACGCAAAUCUCCUCAGUAAUAUGUAGUGAUUUGGGCGGAAAUUAAGAUUUCAUCAUGUACUCUGAUGCUAAACUGUAGAUGUAGC